AUGGAGGGCGGAAGUGAGAAUACACAUCUUAUGAUACCACCGGCAGAAGAUGUUGUACGAUCAGUUUUUGAGAGCGGAUCUUCACCUCGAAUGUCACAGAUUCAAAUAACUUCCGUUCUGUCAAUAAUUCGAAAUGCUUUAACUAGAGGCUUAAAUCCUAUUCAAGAGGACUGGAUAUCUUCAUCCUCACCUGCAUAUAAAAAUUCCGAAUUCACAGCUUCAGCAGCUCUGCCAGCAGACACUCGAUUAUACUUUUGGUUCUUGCUUUCCUCUUCCGGAAACAUUGACUAUAUAAGUCCGACAGUCUCUGAUUUGCUUGGUUUCAAGCGGAGGGAUCUCACCUCAUUAUCUGCCUAUACUCUCGUCUCAUUGCGAGACCACCACAUUGUUCUUCCAAUUCUUAAUUCGGGUCCAUCGACAAGUAUGAGUUGUCGAAUGCAUUUUCAAACUGUUAAUAGUGAAGAAAUUCCCUUUGAUGUAACUUUUGCUAAAAUUUCAACGCGACAAGUUAUAAACGAGUCAGAAUCAGAACGAUCAGCCACUCUGUGUGUGGCUCGGUCUCAUUUUGGUAAUCAUGGCCAAGUUUUAAUCCAACUUGAUCCUUCUGCAGUCAUUAUCCAAAUAAACAACAAAUCCGAUACAUGGCUCCCAACGUCAGAGUUGAUUGGGCGGAGGAUUAGUGAAAUAUGUCAUCCAGAACACAUGAAUACUUUAGAAACUCUCUUUCAAGCCGGUUAUGAAAGUUCCUGUCAGAUUUCUCUCUUAUUCGGAGACGUCGAAGCUCAUUGUCUAGUCAGAUUAGUUAAAGGAAAUAAUAAUAAUGUAAAUGAGAAUAAUGAAAGUUCUCUCUCUUUACUGUGUACAGUUACGAGGUUAUCCACCGUGGGUACGAUGAGGCCUAAUCCAGCAGUUGAUACUGCCUUACCUGAAACCCCUAUAACUCAGGCGAGUUUCGUGGAGCCAACACCCAGAGGAUCAAAUCAGAAGGCACCUGCCAAACCGAAAAAACCAAGGAAACCUAGGGCGAAGAAGGCCAAACCAAUUAAAGAGCCUAUAAAGGAUGCUCUAUUGAAGCAAUUACUUGGAACGAAUCGUCCCGCAAAUGAAACAACAGCAGCAACGAGUGCUUCAACAAGUGGAACAGUUACAUCAGAGCCCGAGUUCACAGAGCCGGUUAUGUACCAACAGCAGGGUUCAAGCAUGUCGGCUCAACAGCCCGUGUACCUCAAUAACAAUAACAAUAAUAACAAUAAUAAUAAUAAUAAUAAUAUCGGACCUAUUUCAAACAAUAUGAACGGAUAUCCAGGAAAUCAGUGCUCUUCGUAUAUUCAUCCGAGCUUAUGUGCUCCCCCUGAAUAUCCUAUGGCUAGCCAAGUUCACUCUGCUCCUCCAACUGUUGCCGGUCCACAUCACACACCUUCUAUGAUGCCCACGCCUCCCAACCAAAUGAGUGCCAAUCACUCGGCAGCAUCAACUCCUGUCUCACAACCACAUCAUGGUCAUUGGCCAGAAUUUUAUCACCAAUCACCUGUUCAAACACCAACAACUGCUGUUCAUCAGGUUCAUUUUGCUCAAAAUGCUGCUCCAAGUCAGCCUCCGCCAACAACUACUACUAAAGGGCAGAAACGAAAAGCUUCUGCUCCCGCACCAGCUCCGACAAUGGCUGAGCGUCCCGCAAACCCUAUGAACUAUAAUCACCACCCUCCAGGCUAUAACUAUGGACAGACCAUAUCUGGUAUGGAUAUGAACAUGAUGGAGGAUAUGCACCAUAAUACUAUGAAUAAUCACUUGUCUCCAUACAGAUACUCGCCGUCUGCUUCGUCUCCAUAUUGGACUGCCUCUGGCAGGCCACCUUCUCGAUCAGAAUUAGUUCGAAUGGAACUACGCAAUUCUUUACAAGCAAAACAAAUGGCCAACCAACAACGAUUGCCAGCUUUGACAUCUCCUGUUGAUUCUAACCCCCUGAGUGAAACUCACUCGAAUACUCCAUCGAUCGGAUCGGACUCCCUCGGUUUCGAUAUGGACUUUGGAGUUAAGGAUGCUGACGGAAGCUUGGAUGCUGAUCUUGAUUCUGUUUAUGAUUUCAAUCUUGGUGAUGGCUGUGGAUUCCAGUUUGAUAUGGAAAAUGAUGCUACCCGUUGUUUAGUUAUGAAGCUUCUCAGCUAA
Molecule: messenger RNA, 2166 nt
Organism: Auanema sp. JU1783
Lineage: Eukaryota; Metazoa; Nematoda; Chromadorea; Rhabditida; Rhabditidae
Source: the annotation of a GenBank genome assembly